This is a messenger RNA of Ichthyophthirius multifiliis, 624 nucleotides long. RefSeq lists its product as hypothetical. The record is from RefSeq and is a predicted model, not a curated record. NCBI's taxonomy places the organism in Eukaryota, Ciliophora, Oligohymenophorea, Hymenostomatida. The transcript has 2 exons. Gene Ontology annotation, cellular component: nucleus; nucleolus.
AUGGAUUAAUUAAACCCUUGGAUGGAAGAAAAUAUACUAAAAUGGAGUUAAAAAGCCUAACUUUUGAACACUAUGUACUUAAAAAAAAGUGGCAUGAAAGGUCUUUUAUAAACUCCUAUAGGCUAAGCUUAAAAAGCAAUGGAAUAAUUCGAUAAAAUGUUAUAUAAGAGUUAAUUAAAGAGAAAUUCAUUUAGAAUUUUGGGCGAAAAUGCAUCUAAUAUCCAAAGAGAUAUAGACGAGGAAAUAUAUGAUGAUAAUGACUUUUAUAAUGAGCUUUUGAAAGAAUAUAUGACCGAAAUCGAAGAAAAUAAAGAAGUAGGAUAAGAUGGACUCCUCUUUGAUUCUACUAGACUUUAUUUAUUAGAUAGAAAACUAAAAUAAUAGGAAAAGAAAUUAAAAACUGUAGACAGAAAAACAUCAAAAGCUAGAAAAAUAAGAUACGAUGUUCACUAAAAACUAGUAAAUUUUAUGAAUCCUGUUUAAUAGGAAGACUAUAUUAUAGACGGAAGAAUUUAGAUUGUUUAAAAUAUUUUCGGAGGAAAUAAAAAAGAUAAUAAUGAUGAUGAUAAAAAUAUAAAAAAAAAGGAUAAUUAAGAAGAUAUAGAUGAUAUUGAAAUUAUUUGA